Messenger RNA from Sphaeroforma arctica JP610, 788 nucleotides. RefSeq lists its product as hypothetical. The transcript has 7 exons. The record is from RefSeq and is a predicted model, not a curated record. Bases 57 to 710 code for a protein of 217 amino acids. Lineage: Eukaryota; Ichthyosporea; Ichthyophonida.
AUUGUUCUCUCUCUCUCUAGUAGAGGAGGCUAUGAUUUUAUAGAACUCGACUCAGUAUGCACGCAGCGAAUAUGCUGACAACAAGGUGUGGUUUGUUGAAGACAUGUGUGGUUGAGAUUGCGGUGAUCGGACGAUGGCCGAAGCGUCAGAUCCGAACGGUCGCAUUCCCGGGGAGUUACUAUGAGACUCUCGGUAUCAGUGACAAGGCUACUGAGAAGGAGAUCAAAGACCGGUAUCUGGCCCUUUCAAGACAGCUACACCCUGACUUGCAUAUGUACCACAAUUUCCAGGGAUCGAGGACGACUUCACAAUAUGAUUUGGUCCGUAGUGCUUACGAGGUGCUGGGUACUCCCCUUUCCCGCCGGUCCUAUGAUCAGAAGCUGCACGACAUGCGCUAUCGAGGGGCAACCACUAGAAGUGGGUUUCAGAGACCUCAAGAGGCGGCACACCCAUCGGUAGAUUUCAAUAGGACUACAUUCUCGAAAUUAGCCUUUGCCCUGGUAGGGUGUUUAAGUAUCAUGGCACUGGGCGCCGCUUUGCAGAGCGCUUGGUUGCGAAUAGAUCCGAUGGAGGCUAAAUUACGAAGGCAGCGCGAAAGAAUGAAGGAAAAUGAAGCCAGCUGGAUUACCAGACUGAAGGAGUUGGAGCAAGACAAACAACGGUCGCUUCAGCACGAGAAAAGGAAAUUAGAGUCGACUGCCUCUGCUUAGAAUUGCGAGCUUCCCACCGAGAGUUAAAAUUUAGAUUCUAAACAGAAUAUAGGAAUUAAAUAAUCAAUAUUUACUCCG